CCAAACCCUAUCUAUUCAACCCCAUAUAUCUUCAUUUCAAUUCCUCAAAACUAAACACUCUUGAAAUAAAAAACACCUUAUUGCAAAUUAAUUUGGAAAAUGAAGGAUCAUUCCUAUUAGAAAAAAGUUACUCAAGCUUUAUUUAGUUCCUCUUUUUCCAUGCAACUUAUGAUAUAGAGCUUUCAUAUCUAGCUAGAGAGAAAAAAUGGCCAGCAUAGGAUCAAAAUCGAUCAUGUGUUUGAUCGUGUUCGUGCUAUUUUACAUGCAGCAAGUCAAAAGUAGCUCUGAGCUCGAGCUACUUUUAUCGAUGAAAACAUCGAUGAAGGAUCCAUUAGGAUCUCUUCAUGAUUGGAUUCCGCGGUCUCAAUCUUUUUGCCAUUGGAAUGGUGUUGUUUGUGAUGACUUGUCACAUGUUGCAAAAAUUGAGCUAUCAGGGAAGAACUUAUCUGGAAAAUUAUCCGAGACUAUUUUCAACUUUCCAUACGUUGAAUCGAUUGAUCUCUCGAAUAAUCAACUCUAUGGAGAAAUUCCAAGCAAUAUCUCAACUUGUUUGGCGCUGAGAUUUCUCAAUCUGAGUAACAAUAACUUCACAAGUCUACUUCCUCAAGGCUCGAGAAUCCCACUUCUCGAGACAUUGGAUCUCUCAAACAACAUGAUUUCGGGGAAAAUCCCCGAAAAUAUUGGUUUAUUCUCAAUGCUCAAAGUUCUUGAUUUUGGUGGAAAUGUGUUGGUUGGAAGCAUUCCAAAGUCUAUUGCAAAUAUUUCUAAUUUGGAGUUCUUGACUCUUGCUUCAAACCAACUAAUCGGAGAAAUCCCUCGAGAACUAGGUCUUUUGAAGAACUUGAAGCUUAUUUAUUUGGGAUACAACAAUUUCUCUGGUGGAAUACCGGAGGAGAUUGGUGAAUUGUCUUCUUUGUAUCAUCUCGAUCUCGUGUACAACAAUCUCACAGGUGAAAUCCCUUCAUCUUUAGGUAAUCUCACCAAUCUUGAAUACCUUUUUCUUUACAUAAACAAGCUCACUGGCCCGAUUCCAAGAUCUCUAUUUAAUCUCAAGAAAAUCAUCUCGCUUGAUUUAAGUGAUAAUUUCUUGUCUGGUGAAAUUCCUGAGCUUAUUUCCCAAUUACAAAAUUUGGAAGUUCUACAAUUGUUCGCGAACAAUUUCACUGGUAGAAUUCCAAAUACUUUAUCUUCCUUACCUCGACUUCAAGUUCUUCAAUUAUGGUCUAAUAAAUUAUCUGGUGAGAUUCCCAAGGACCUUGGGAAACACAACAAUCUCACAAUUCUAGACCUUUCCACCAAUAACCUCACGGGUAAAAUACCCGAAACCAUAUGUUACUUCAACCAUCUUUUCAAACUCAUACUCUUUUCAAAUUCACUUCAUGGCGAAAUCCCUGUAAGCUUGAGUCAUUGCAAAAGCUUACAAAGGGUCCGCCUUCAAAACAACCACCUCACCGGUGAAUUGUCCCCAGAAUUCACAAAACUCCCACUUGUUUACUUCCUUGAUAUCUCGGGCAACAAUCUAUUUGGCUCCAUUAGCGAAAGACGAUGGGAUAUGCCAUCACUUCAAAUGCUAAAUUUGGCUAAGAACAAGUUUUUUGGUACCUUGCCUGAUUCUUUUGGUAGCAAGAAACUCGAAAACUUGGACUUAUCCGAAAAUGAUUUUAACGGUACUAUUCCUAAGAAUUUCGGAGAGUUAUCAGAGUUAAUGGAGCUCAAACUACGAAGCAACAAGCUUUCAGGCGAAAUCCCCAAUGAAUUGUCUUCAUGCAAGAAGAUUGUGAGUCUUGAUCUGAGCCAUAAUCGAUUUUCAGGUCAAAUUCCAACUAGUCUCUCCGAAAUGCAAGUUCUUAGCCUUCUUGAUUUGUCAAUGAAUGAAUUAUCAGGUGAAAUCCCGCCUAAUUUGGGGAAAGUUGAAUCACUUGUCUUGGUUAACAUCUCUCACAACCAUUUCAGUGGAUAUUUACCGUCCACCGGAGCUUUCCUAGCCAUAAAUUCAAGUGCGGUGGUUGGAAACCAACUAUGUGCCCGUGGGGACGACAUUACAAGCGGCUUAACGCCUUGUAAAUCACUCAAGAAAAGCUCAAUUUGGUGGUUCUUCUUGACAUUUCUUCUUGGAAUACUAGUUUUGCUAGUAUUCUCGGCUUUAGUUAUUGUAUUUAUUCAAAGAAGAAGAGAAUUGAAGCUAAAGAAAGUGGAGAGUACUACUCAAGAUGGUAAUAAUUGGGAAAUUCAAUUCUUUGAUUCAAAAGCCUCAAAAUCCAUCACCCUAGAUGACAUCUUAGGGAUUGGAGUUUCGUACAAAGGGUUUUAUUCUGAAAUAAGUAACAUGCAAGUAUUCGUGAAGAAGUUGAAUGUGAAUAUUCCAACAAGUUUUUGGACAAACAUCCAAGAACUAGGAAAUAUUCGACAUCCAAAUGUUGUGAAGAUAUUGGCUGCAUGCAAAUCGGAGAAAGGAGGUAUUUUGGUUUAUGAGUAUGUAGAAGGGAAAGAUUUGAGUGAAGUGAUUCGAGUCAUGAGUUGGGAACGUAGACAAAAAGUUGCUAUUGGCAUAUCUAGAGCAUUGAAAUAUUUGCAUUGUUCUUGUUCACAAAGCAUUUUCAUCGGUGACCUUUCUACCCGGAAAGUUAUCAUUGACGGAAAAGAUGAACCUCGCCUGAGAUUGAGUCUUCCCACUACGUCCUACGUUGGUCCAGAAUACAAUGGAAUAUCGGAGAGGAGCGAUAUAUAUGGAUUUGGGCUUGUUUUGAUCGAGUUAUUGACUGGAAAAAAUCGCGGUGAUGCUGAAUUUGGGAAGCGUGAGAGUAUAGUUGAUUGGGCGCGAUAUUGUUACUCAGAAUGUCAUUUGGAUACAUGGAUUGAACCACUAUUGAAGAGUGAUGCAGUGAAUAAUCAGAAUAAAAUGGUGGAGAUGAUGAAUGUGGCUCUUCAAUGUACUGCUAGUGAGCCAGCAGCAAGGCCUUGUGCUAGUGAUGUUGCAAAGACAUUGGACUCUUUUGUUAGAUCAAAUUCUUGUGGUUUAGGGUUGAAAAGGUGUGGUAGUGUUUAGAUUUUGGGAUUUCUAACUUCAAGUCCAAGAUUUUUGUUUUUAUGUUAAUGUUACUUUCUUUUUUUUGGUUUACUUUGUAUUGGGCAUAAAUUAAUGAGUGUUGCUCAAUGUUUUGGAUGUUAUUUGAGUGUAAAAAUGUAGAUAUGAAACUAAAUGCUAAUAUAUAUAUAUAGUAGAUUGCUACUUUUAAUAUGCUCA
Solanum tuberosum (potato) is the source of this 3244-nucleotide messenger RNA. RefSeq names its product probably inactive leucine-rich repeat receptor-like protein kinase At2g25790. NCBI's taxonomy places the organism in Eukaryota, Viridiplantae, Streptophyta, Magnoliopsida, Solanales, Solanaceae. The coding region runs from base 206 to 3046 and encodes 946 amino acids. Gene Ontology annotation, biological process: protein phosphorylation. Gene Ontology annotation, molecular function: ATP binding; protein kinase activity; protein binding. The transcript is spliced from 3 exons. The record is from RefSeq and is a predicted model, not a curated record.